Molecule: messenger RNA, 1158 nt
Organism: Mucor velutinosus
Lineage: Eukaryota; Fungi; Mucoromycota; Mucoromycetes; Mucorales; Mucoraceae
Exons: 8
Coding region: 1-1158 (385 amino acids)
Biological process (GO): inner mitochondrial membrane organization
Cellular component (GO): mitochondrial inner membrane
Source: RefSeq, a predicted model, not a curated record
AUGUAUAGACGUCUCAUAGUGGCUACAGCCAAGUCAUCUCGUCGUACCUAUGUUGGACUCGCAUUCAACCAAACGCACAAAAGUGACACUAUUGAUCGAUCAUUAAAGUCGUUUCAGCACACUGUCAAUGGCCCUACAAGCACUAUUUCUCAAGUUGGCAAAGACGUGGACAUGGAGAACGAGACAGAGCCCAUCUUUGAAGUAGUCAAUGCGGGUGUUGGAUCAGCAUUGUUAGUCAAAUUACCCCCUGAUACUGAAAUCACUGCUGCUACUGGAUCAGCUUUGGGUUUAUCCACCAAAGUCAUUUCCAAAUUAGCGCUUGACAAAGGCACUGUAGCAUCCGUUGGUAGAAAGUUGGUGGGUGAUCCCAUGUUUUACCAAAAGUAUUAUACCAAGAGUGCAGCUGGUGACAUUUUGUUAGCCCCUCCACGCUUGGGUGAAAUCACAACCAUUGAAUUGAAGAACAGUACAAAGUAUAUCAUGCGACGUGAUGCGUUUCUGGCAAAGACAGAAAAAGUGACAUUUGAUUUGGGUGUAAAUCAUGAUGACACGGGCUUGUUGAACAAAUUGAUUCAUACCGUCAGUGGGCCAGGCACAUUGGCCCUCAGCCAUUACGGUGGCAUCUAUCGCAUUUCGCUAGCAGCAGGCGAGGAAUACCAAGCAAAUCCUCGUAAUCUGAUCAUGUGGGAUAAGCGCACAAAGCCUACUCGACUUCAUGCUCGCCAUCCUGUGGUGCCUUCACCUAAAUCAAAGCUCAGAAAGUACGAGGUGAUCAGAAACAUUGUAGAUAGUCCUUCUCUUCAACCCAAGUUACAGUAUUUGGACAGCUUAUCCAAGUCUAUUCGCAAUCUGAUGCUGGGUGCUCCUGAUUUUGUUAAAUUGAAGGGACCUGGUGAUUUCUACUUGGCUUCUCGUGUUGAGCCUCGCUUUGAAAAGUCUAGAUUAUUAAAUGCUAUUGCUGCUGCCAAUGAUUCUGCUUCUCAACUAUUUGAGAAAUCUACAGAAAUCUUCCCUGCUGCACCUGCUCAAGUCGCUGAUCCCUUGAUCAAAAAGAAGCAUCCUGGAUACGCUCAAAAGUCUUCAAAUGGUCGUCCUUCUUACUAUGCUGAAAUUGGCUCCAAGGGUACAAUUGAAUUUGUCCCUGCCAACCAAGAUUAA